Messenger RNA from Kickxella alabastrina, 2571 nucleotides. RefSeq names its product subunit 17 of mediator complex-domain-containing protein. Lineage: Eukaryota; Fungi; Kickxellomycota; Kickxellomycetes; Kickxellales; Kickxellaceae. The record is from RefSeq and is a predicted model, not a curated record. Gene Ontology annotation, biological process: regulation of transcription by RNA polymerase II. The transcript is spliced from 4 exons. Gene Ontology annotation, molecular function: transcription coregulator activity. Gene Ontology annotation, cellular component: core mediator complex; mediator complex. Bases 78 to 2534 code for a protein of 818 amino acids.
UAUAUAUAAUAUAUAUACACAACUUCAAAAUAUCCCAACACCUCUUUUUACGAAAUACCUCACCCCCUUGACCUCAAAUGGACUCUUUGAAUGCGCCCGUUGAGAGUGUCGCUGCCCAGCGCGUGGUCAGCGAAAUUAGCGCCGAGGGCACAGUGGUCCUGCAGCCGACGCCCACAGCGCAGGACCAAAUGAGCCAGCAAAUCGCUCAGCUGUGGGAAAUGCACACCAAUUUCCAAGGCCUCCCAACGCCCGAUUCCGAUUCAGACACCAAUGAAGAGCAAGAACACGAGCACGAGCACGAGCACGAGCACGAAUACAAACACGACAGCGAAAGCGAAAGCGAAAAUCAAAAGCCAGCGACGGAUUCCACCAACGACAGCCUCGACGCCUACGCCGUCCACGAGCAUCUGACGCUGGCACAGUCGGAAAUCCAAGUGUCGCUGGACAUUGUGCGGCUGCUGCUGGCCGCCAAAAAGCAGGCGGCACGUGAAGAAGCGCUCCAGACGCAGACGCAGAUGCUGCGCCACGACCAAGCGCAGCGCCUGGCGCCAUCGUUCAACGCGCUCGUCGGCAGCGGCAGCGGCUCUGCCGACGAGGUGCAGAUCGGCGGGCUGCCGUUUGCUGUCGGCGUCUUGGACACGGUGCGCACCGAACGGCGACCGGCGGCAGCCGCCGGAGCCACGCAGUUUGUGCUGGGCGCCAAGCACCGCCAGCUACACGAGGCCGCGGACACGCUGGAGGCCAGCGCCCGGCGGUUGCGCGAAAUGGCCGCGCGUGAGGCGCGCUUUUGGCGCACAGCCUUUGGCCUGCGCCGCCGCAACUGGGUGGUUCUGCACCAGAGCCAGGUCAACUCGGCAGUCCGCGACGACCGCUACUUUGUCAAGUUUGGCUUUGCCGACUGCGGAUCGUCGGCCGCAGAGCCAGCGCUGGCCGAGAUCCUGCGCACGGAGGACGCCACUGAUGAGCCGCUGUUUAUUCCCGGCGCCGCCGACCGCAGACGCGUGCACGUUGCGCUUGUGGCCGGAGCCGGUGCUGGAGCCGGCUCUGGAUCCACAACCAGUGUCGGGUCCAUAACCGGCCCCAAUGCCGGCGCCGUGGGCUCGCACGAGCGGCUGCUGCGUGCGCGCGACGCCGUGUUUGACCGCGAGCUCUACCACAGGCUGUGCCGCGAGGCGCGCCUGCUGGAGCUGGGCUCCAUCCGCGCCAUUGCCUCGGCAUCGUCUGAUUCCCCCGCUAUGGCUGCGCGCGAAGCCCUGGUCACUGCGCUGAGCCGGGACAACGCCGCUGAGCAUUUCGAGUGGACGCUACACACGCCCGCUGCCUUCAAUGCCGAUGCUGCACCUGGCCCUCUGCAAACCCACGCUAGCCGCUCCUUGCCCGAGUGGCAGCGCAAGCUGUACGCCUCAGUGGCCCUGGUCACCGCUGCCAUGCAUCAGCGGAGGCAGCACCGCGAGGCCAAAGCGUACCAGCUCGGCCACGCGCUCUCAAGCCGCGCACUCACCGCACACCGUGGCACGUCCUCUCUGCCCGACGCCUUUGCUGACUCCAGCGCAUCCCAUAACCAAUCCAUCACCCCGUCUGGUUCCUCCGCUGAUCCGGCAUGUGCUGGCAUCGGCACGCAGCGCGCCUGUGCGGCGUGGCGCCGGCUCGUGGACGAGCCGAUCGAGGUGAUCAGCCAUUUUGGACGCACAUUCCGCACGCCCGCUUGCGGCCAGAAGCGCACCGCUGAUGGGCUGUUGGUGGGCGCGAUGAGCGCCCAGGAGAUGGCCGAGUGGCAGCGCUUUUACUCUAUUGGAUCGGCGCGUCGCGGGUCCGCAGCGGUAAACGGCGGCAUGGCGUAUGUCGUAAGGAUGCGCUUCCAGGGCGGCACCGUAAUGGCCAUUCGCCUGGACUCCCAUGGGUCACUGUUCUUCGCCAAAGGAUAUUUCCCUCCGCCUGCCAGUACCGCACCAAUGUCACCUGGGCUAGCUGACACUGAUCCGUGCCAGAAGGCCUUGGCAAACUCAGAACAGAAGCUCAUCCACAGGGUUUUCCGCAUUGUGCCUUUAGCUGGCCUGCCUGAAUUCCUUGAUCAGCUGCGCCGCGAACUGCAGUCACUAGUCUUGCUGCGCGUAGCUGCUGCGCUUUCGCGCUGCUCAUAUCGCCGCAUAGGCAAGCAGUGUCAGAUGGGCCAAUGGUAUGUGCAUCAGUCGCAAUUGUGUGUUGUCGGCGAGUGGUGGCAGGGCGCCCGUCAUCGUCAGAUUAUUGGUGUGGCUAAAUGGUCCUCUUCGCCACUAUUACCGGAUAAUGUUGAUUCUUAUGCAGAGGGCUCGGAUCUCGAGGGUGAGAAUGAGCGUGAGUGGGAGUUGACUUUGUAUUUUGGUCCGAAGCAUCCGACUCAGUUUGAUUUGCCGCUUGGUGCUGCCGCUAAUACUGCAAAGGGCGAAUUGAGGAUUCCUUGGACCACUUGUUAUCCGCCACCUAGCCCGGAACACAUGCCACCAUUGAAAACCUUUGAAGAGCGGCUCUUCAGCCUAUUGGUUUCUGCAUUUUAAAAAAUUAUUGUUUUUUAAUAUUCAUUUGACUUUAUCA